This is a messenger RNA of Panthera uncia (snow leopard), 4901 nucleotides long. It is a transcript of the gene TSHZ1, whose product is annotated as teashirt zinc finger homeobox 1. Gene Ontology annotation, cellular component: nucleus. The transcript is spliced from 3 exons. Gene Ontology annotation, biological process: regulation of transcription by RNA polymerase II. Gene Ontology annotation, molecular function: DNA binding; DNA-binding transcription factor activity, RNA polymerase II-specific. The record is from RefSeq and is a predicted model, not a curated record. Lineage: Eukaryota; Metazoa; Chordata; Mammalia; Carnivora; Felidae.
AUGGCGAGAGCGGGGUCCCCGGGCUGCGGGACGAAGCGGGGUGGCCUGGCUGGAAGGCUGCUGCAGCGGCAGGUGGUUGGCGUGGGGUCCGGAUUGCUGAGGUCGGGGGCAGCGCUGGAUGCCGGGCUUGAGAACAGGGACAAGGGCUGUGUCUCCGGAUGCGGGAUGGCCCAUGGUGUCUGGUGCGUGCAGGGAUUCUGCAGGGUCCACGUGACCGAUUCCGCCGUGUUCCCCGUGCCUGUGUGUGCACAUGCCCAGAAACCAUCUAACUGCUGGGGAGGCCGCGUCCUUGAAGAUGAUUGAUUUCCCCUCACCGUGUUUCAUUUUUCUCUCCUAGCUUAUGUUCCCGAGGAAGAACUAAAGGCAGCAGAGAUAGAUGAAGAAGCCGUGGAGGAGGAUGGGCUGUCCCUGGACGUCCAGGACGGCGAGUACGUGUGCAACGAGGAGGCGGACAUCAAAGAAGCCCAGAGCUACCAGAACUCCCCGGUCAGCACCGCGACGAAUCAGGACGCGGGCUACGGGUCCCCUUUCAGUGAGAACAGCGACCAGCUGGUCCAUUUCAAGAGCUCUUCCUCCAGAGAGGGCAAAGAGGAUCCGCAGGGCCCGGACGGCGUCUCCUACCCCCAGGACAGCUUGGCGCAGAUCAAGGCUGUGUAUGCCAACCUGUUCUCUGAGUCCUGCUGGUCCAGCCUCGCCUUGGACUUGAAGAAGUCCGGUUCGACCACCAGCAGCAACGAUGUGGGCCCGAAGGAGAGCUCCACCCCCGCGCCCACGCCCCCCACCAGCACGGCGGGGCCCACGGGCACCACCGCGAGCACCCCCAGCUCGGGCUCGGGCUCGGGCUCGGGUUCGGGCCCGGGCACCGGAGGCAGCGGCGGCUCGGGCUACGACUGGCACCAGGCCGCGCUGGCCAAGACGCUGCAGCAGACGUCCUCCUACGGGCUGCUCCCCGAGCCCAGCCUCUUCAGCACCGUGCAGCUCUACAGGCAGAACAACAAGCUCUACGGGUCCGUGUUCACGGGCGCCAGCAAGUUCCGCUGCCGGGACUGCAGCGCCGCCUACGACACGCUGGUGGAGCUGACGGUGCACAUGAACGAGACGGGGCACUACCGCGACGACAACCGGGACAAGGACUCCGAGAAGACCAAGCGGUGGUCCAAGCCCAGGAAGCGCUCGCUGAUGGAGAUGGAAGGCAAGGAGGACGCGCAGAAGGUGCUCAAGUGCAUGUACUGCGGCCACUCCUUCGAGUCGCUGCAGGACCUGAGCGUCCACAUGAUCAAGACCAAGCAUUACCAGAAAGUGCCUCUGAAGGAGCCAGUACCAGCCAUCGCCAAACUGGUCCCUUCCACCAAGAAGCGCGCCCUGCAGGACCUGGCGUCGCCGUGCUCUCCCGAGCCGGCGGGGCCGGCCGCCGACGCGGCGCUGGGCGAGGCGGCCAAGGACCAGAAGGCCGCCAACCCCUACGUGACGCCCAACAACCGCUACGGCUACCAGAACGGCGCCAGCUACACCUGGCAGUUCGAGGCCCGCAAGGCGCAGAUCCUCAAGUGCAUGGAGUGCGGCAGCUCCCACGACACCCUGCAGCAGCUCACCGCCCACAUGAUGGUCACCGGCCACUUCCUCAAGGUGACCACCUCGGCCUCCAAGAAGGGGAAGCAGCUGGCGCUGGACCCCGUGGUGGAAGAGAAGAUCCAGUCCAUCCCUUUGCCGCCCACCACGCACACCCGGCUGCCCGCCUCCCACGUCAAGAAGCAGCCCGACUCUCCCGCGGCGUCCUCGCCCGCCGAGGAGAAGAAGGAGCCCGAGCGGGAGAAGGCGCCGGCGGCCGGCGAGGCGGAGAGGAAGGUCAAGGAGGAGAGCCAGGACGCGGCCGAGAAGUUCGAGCCCACCGCCCUGUAUCGGUACCUGCGCGAGGAGGACCUGGACGACAGCCCCAAGGGCGGGGUGGACAUCCUCAAGUCCCUGGAGAACACGGUGUCCACGGCCAUCAGCAAAGCCCAGAACGGCGCACCCUCGUGGGGCGGCUACCCCAGCAUCCACGCGGCCUACCAGCUGCCCGGCACCGUGAAGCCGCUGCCGGCCGUGCAGAGCGUGCAGAUGCAGCCGUCCUACGCGGGGGGCGUGAAGUCGCUGUCGUCGGAGCACAGCGCGCUCCUGCACUCCCCGGGGAGCCUCACGCCCCCGCCGCACAAGAGCAACGUGUCGGCCAUGGAGGAGCUGGUGGAGAAGGUCACCGGCAAGGUCAGCGUGAAGAAGGAGGAGAGGCCCGCCGACCGGGAGAAGGGCUCCCCGGCCAAGGCCGUGUCCCCCGUGGCCAAAGAGAACAAGGACUUCCCUCGAGCGGAGGAGAGCGGCGGCAAAGUCCAGCAGAAGAAGGGCCCCGAGGCGGAGGCGGGGAAGGCCAAAAAGGAGGGCGUGCCGGACGCGCACACCCCAAACGGCACCGAGCCGCUCAGGGCCAAAGUCACCAACGGCUGUAAUAACCUGGGGAUCAUCACGGACCACUCGCCCGAGCCCUCCUUCAUCAACCCGCUGAGCGCGCUGCAGUCCAUCAUGAACACGCACCUGGGCAAGGUGUCCAAGCCCGCGAGCCCCUCGCUGGACCCGCUGGCCAUGCUGUACAAGAUCAGCAACAGCAUGCUGGACAAGCCGGUCUACCCCGCCACCCCCGCCAAGCAGGCCGACGCCAUCGACCGCUACUACUACGAGAACAGCGACCAGCCCAUCGACCUGACCAAGUCCAAGAGCAAGCCCCUGGUCUCCGGCGCGGCCGACGCCGUGGCGUCGCCUCUCCGGGAGAGCGCCCUCAUGGACAUCUCGGACAUGGUGAAAAACCUCACGGGCCGGCUCACCCCCAAGUCCUCCACCCCCUCCACCGUGUCGGAGAAGUCGGACGCCGACGGCAGCAGCUUCGAGGAAGCGCUGGACGAGCUGUCGCCCGUGCACAAGAGGAAGGGGCGGCAGUCCAACUGGAACCCCCAGCACCUGCUCAUCCUGCAGGCUCAGUUUGCCUCGAGCCUGCGGGAGACGCCGGAAGGGAAGUACAUCAUGGCGGACCUGGGCCCCCAGGAGCGGGUGCACAUCUCCAAGUUCACCGGGCUGUCCAUGACCACCAUCAGCCACUGGCUGGCCAACGUGAAGUACCAGCUGAGGAGGACAGGGGGUACCAAGUUCCUGAAGAACCUGGACACCGGACAUCCUGUUUUCUUUUGCAACGAUUGUGCCUCUCAGUUCAGAACUGCGUCUACGUACAUAAAUCACCUAGAAACACACUUAGGCUUCAGCUUGAAGGAUCUCUCCAAGCUGCCACUAAAUCAGAUUCAAGAACAGCAGAACGUUUCAAAAGUCCUGGCCAACAAGGCUUUGGGCCCGGUAGGGGCCGCCGAGGACGAUCUGGGCUCCACAUUCCAAUGCAAGCUUUGCAACCGGACUUUUGCGAGCAAGCACGCAGUCAAACUGCACCUUAGUAAGACCCACGGCAAGUCCCCGGAGGACCACCUGAUCUAUGUGACAGAGUUGGAAAAACAGUAGCGUCCAGGUAUGCAAGGGACGGAGGCACAUUGCACUAAAUGUCGUCUUUGUACUGCACUAGGCCCGGCUGAGCCUCCGAAAUCAGCCUUCCCUUUGUUGCCGAGCCGGCUGUCUGGACCUUGGUUUUUCUUACACAUAUUUUGUAGUUAUAUUUAUAUGCUCUUUGUCCGAUUGUGCAUGUUAUUUUUCUUUUUCCGUGAGUCAAAGUCUGACCUUUAUUUUCAACAUCUGUUCUUGAUGUUAAGCUAUCUUUUGUAGGAAAUAGUGGGGCACACUACUCAGAGACAUUUAUUUAGCAGGCGAGAAAGACACAAAUAACAAUGACAAAAAGACAUCCUAAAAUUACGAAGUUGCCAUGACAAUAAAGGUCAUAGAACCUAGUAGUGUCAAGUUUAACCCUUUGAGGACUGCAAUUGCAUUUCUGUGCCUUUCACUCAAAAAAAGAAAAAAAAAAAAGAAAAGAAAGAAAAAAAAAAGGAAAGAAAAAAAAGGCUUCAAGGCAUUUCAUUCAGAUCAAAAGCUGUGUCAGACACAAAACUUAUUUAAUAAUUAAAAAAUGAGCUUUUAUAUGCAGAACUGGUUUGUGAAGGAAACAUGCAUGCAGCUGUUGGAAGAUAGAAAGGUGUCUAGGACUCAUGGGGUUAGGAAGCCACAGCUUUACACAUUUAGAACAAAACAAACCAAACCACACAAAAAAAACCCACCGCCACCACCACCCCAAACAUCCCGAGUUGCCACUCUGCCCAAACCCUCUGGAUGCUGAAAAAAAAAAAAAAUGCCACUUUUGGCAAAAAAGUAUGCAAGCUAUUAUUUAAAAAAUGUGUAAAAAUGCUAUUUCUUUUUUCCUGUAAAAUACUGCGGUUUAUAGUUAUUUACAAAUGUAAGCUUUGGUAUAAGCUGACCUUUCUAUAGCGUGCUGCAUUGGUAAAUGAAAAAAAAAAAUGGGGCAAACGGAGUCCUUUCCUUGUAAAUUGCCAGCAUCCGCUUAAAAACCCCUGUAUGUUACAUUAUCGUACCAUUUUAAUCUAUUCCACUUUCUUUGUACCUUCUGGCUGUAUGCUUUCUCUUUUAACUUUUUAUAUUGUCAUUUUAUAUUAAAUUUCUGUGUAUAUAAUGUAAAACCACAAUUUUUGAAUAAAAUUUAGUUCCUGCAGCUUGAUUUAAAUAGAGGAAUUUUACCGGCACCCGCAUCUUUCCAGAUGCAUGUAUAUCAGACAAAAAUAAAUAAAUGAAAACAAAGCGAGCAGUGCACUAUUAAUUAUACAUUUUGAUGUUCUAUCAUUAAUAUUGUACAGUACAUUUUGGUUCACACAAUUAAAUCCACUGUUUUCUCAAAUGUAAAAUAAAACCCACAUGCAGUUCUUGAUUUA